This is a messenger RNA of Paramecium sonneborni, 891 nucleotides long. Lineage: Eukaryota; Ciliophora; Oligohymenophorea; Peniculida; Parameciidae. The record is from the annotation of a GenBank genome assembly.
AUGGAUAAAUAUUUUGAGUUUUCAAAAUCAAAGGAUGAAUCAAGAUUAUCGAUCGACUCAUAGGAACUGCUUCGAUAAGUCGAAAAUAAAAUACAUUAAUCUUAAUCCCAAAUCUUUAUUUCUCCUUAAAAAUAAUAAUAAAUAAAUUAUUCUGAUCACUUUGAUUAAAACGAGCAGAUAGAUUAUUUAUCAUUUAAAGAAUAAACUAUUAUAAAGAGACUGUUUAAUUUGAGAGAUGAUUGCAAAUAAUUCUAAAAGAACGUGUAAUCUUAUUAAGAAGAAUUAAUUUAAUCUAUUAGGGAAGUUAUGAAAAAAGUUGUAAACAAAGGAAAUCAAUAUUUAUAAGACUAAGAGCAUGAACUAAGAUUACAAUUAUAAGAAAUUUAAAAAAAUAAGGAGCUUCUUAAUUCAUAUUCUAACUGUCAAAUUAUAUAAUCACCUUUAAAAUAAAAACAAAAUUUUUUUUCAGAAAUCAAAUCCAAAAUAUCUGAAUUAAAAAAUCAAAUACUUGAAUUUUUUGAUAAUGAUAAUUCAAUUUAGUCGAGUGGAUAUUAGAAAAAAUUAAACUUUUCAAAUUAUAAAGAAUUGAGUUCUAAAAAAUAAUUAAGAGCAUCUUCGAGUCCUUUCAAAGAUAUUGAUCGAGUUUUAUAAUUGAAAACAUCAUCAAGUAAAUCUUAAUUUUAAAGUAAUAAUUAACCAUAAGACUUAAAUUAAUUCAUUGACGUGCUUAAACUUAAAAUAAAUAAUAAUAAAAAUAAUAAUUUAUUAUAGAGUAGACCAAAUUUUACAAGUAAUUAUUUAUAAAGUAAAUUAAAUACCAACUCAAAAAGAUUCUCUAUUGAGCAAUAACUCUAAUCUUAAUACAAAACAUUUUUUUAAUCUGUAUUUUGA